Molecule: messenger RNA, 5010 nt
Organism: Phlebotomus papatasi
Lineage: Eukaryota; Metazoa; Arthropoda; Insecta; Diptera; Psychodidae
Gene: Uggt
Product: UDP-glucose:glycoprotein glucosyltransferase
Exons: 4
Coding region: 279-4820 (1513 amino acids)
Cellular component (GO): endoplasmic reticulum
Molecular function (GO): UDP-glucose:glycoprotein glucosyltransferase activity
Source: RefSeq, a predicted model, not a curated record
UGCACGUGAUUGUGUUAGUUAAUGUUUGGUGAAGUGAAAUGUCAUCGGUAUACGUGUAAUCUUUUCAUUCCUCGCUGGAAAAAGGGUGAAAAGUGCGAAAAGUACAUAGCUGAAGUUGACCAAUUGCCUCCCACUUUGACCAUUGUACGAAGUCGCGGGUGUUUGAGGUGAAGGAGUAUUCGGAGAUGUCGCGGGAGCGAUAGAAGUCGUACGAGUUUAGUAACAUAACCUCAAAGGAGAUUAUUUUUAAAACGCGAGAACAAAAGUGACUGCGAAAAAUGCGUUAUUUCGCAGUCAUUUGGCUAUUUUUAGUGGCUGCUGCGGGAAAGGUAGCAGCUUCCACUAGUCACCCAAUAACAACAUUCAUCAAUGCCAAGUGGAAUAUCACCCCCUACGCCCUGGAGGUGUCUGAGUACUUGGCUGAUGAAAAUGCCAACCUCUUCUGGGACUUUGUGGAUGCAGUCAAUGAAUUGGACAUGGAAGUUGCCCAAGCAGAUGACUCCAAAAGCUAUAAGCAGACAAUUAAGGUGGCUGAAAAACUCCUAAGUGCUCCUCAAGUGAGUCUCUUGAAAUUAUCCCUGUCCCUGCACAGCCUAUCUCCUCGCGUUGAAGCUCAUCAGCAAAUAGCUCAGGAAGUUCUGGAAGAGAGCGACUGCAAGGCAUCAACUUUCGUGGUAAUUGGAGAUAAAGUGGCCUGUUCAGUUGCAGAUGCCUCAAAGUUAAUCAAAGCCCAAAAUUCCGGAUCGCUGGAACUCUUCCAGUUCGAUCAUGUAUACCCUGGCUCUGAGAUCAGCGAAAACACAGCGAUACUCUACGGAGUUAUCGGAACUCGAGAAUUCAGGAAAUUCCAUGAGCUUUUGAAAGACCGAGCAAUGUCCGGAGAGGUGAAAUAUGUCUUGAGGCAUUACGUGAAAAAUCGUUCGAAGAAGAAGGUCCGGCUAUCAGGAUAUGGUGUUGAGCUCCAUCUCAAAUCAACAGAAUACAAGAGUCAGGAUGAUUCCCCACGAACUCCUGGGGAAAAUGUAGCUGAUCAGGUGGACACUGGAGAAACCGAAGUCAAUGGAUUUGACUUCAAAAUCCUCAAAUCACGCUAUCCUGAACUCUCCCAGUCACUGGAAACUCUGAGGCUGAGACUCCUGGAGAAGUCUCAUGAAAUAGCUCCACUCAAAGCUUGGGAGUUCCAGGAAUUGGGACUCCAAGCAGCUCAUCAAAUUGCUGCGACACAGAGCGAUGAAGCUCUCCAUAUUAUUCAGUACACAGCCCAGAACUUCCCAGUCCAGGCCAAAUCCUUGAUCCAUACCGCAGUUGAUGAUAGCUUCAAGAAGGAAAUGAAGCAUAACAUUGAUGUUCUUGGGAGGAAUCUAAAUCUUCAGCCUCCGGACGCAGCUCUCUUCAUCAACGGAUUGUUCUUUGAUGCUGAGACCAUCGACAUGGAAAAUCUACUGGAAACCCUGAAGAGCGAGAUGCGUUCCCUGGAUGGACUUCAUUCAAUUGGAGUCAAAGGAAAAUCUGCAAAAUCUCUGAUUGCUCUGGACCUUCAAUCCUCAGCUAAAGAAUUCGCAAUUGACUUCAGGGAUUCUUCAAUUGUCUGGAUCAAUGAUAUCGAACAUGAUUCUCAGUAUCGGCGAUGGUCAUCGAGUGUUAUGGAACUCUUGAGACCAACUUUCCCAGGAAUGCUGAGGAACAUCCGGAAGAACUUAUUCAACCUCGUCCUGAUUGUCGAUCCUGUGACUUCCUCAGCUAGGGGAAUCCUAAAACUGGCUGAGAGCUUUGUUGUCCACUCUGCUCCAGUUCGGCUGGGUAUUGUCCUGGACUUCCAGAAAGCCGAAGGUGAAAGAAAUACGAUCUACAAUGCCGUCUUGAGAGCUUUCAAUUACGUCACUCAGAAGAAGAGUCCAAGGGAAGCCUUAGGAUUUUUGACAGAUAUCUACUCAUCGGUCAAGUCAGAUAGAGACCUCACUUUGGAAGACAUAAGGACUCAGCUCAAGAGAACAAGUUCCAGCUUAACUCCUGAACAAAUAACCGAUAUCCUGGAUGAUGAUUCAGACUACGACUACGGACGUCAACUCUCAAUGGAAUUUGUCCAGAGAUUGGGAUCGACUUCCUCGCCCAGUGCUCUUGUUAAUGGAGUUCCUCUUCCCAGCACCGGUUUGACUUCUGAUGAUUUCGAGGAAACCGUUCUUACUGAAAUCAUGUCCCAAACUCCAUCCCUGCAGAAGGCAGUCUACAAAGGAGAACUUUCAGACAAUGAUGAUCUUGUGGACUAUCUGAUGGGACUGCCUCAUGUAAUGCCUCGGCUAAAUGCUAAGAUUCUCUCAACUGAAGAUGUCCAGUAUCUGGAUGUCAGCGGAAAGCCUCACAAAGAUCUCGAGAACAUCAAGGCAAUGGCUAAAUUGUCCAACAGUGAUAUGACAGCAACUCUUCUGGACAAUGUUAAAUACUUUGCACCCAGGAAUUCCUUCACCAAAGUCCAGGACAAUGAAGUGCAUUUCAUCACGCUGCUCGUGAUCGCUGAUCUAACAACGAAUGAUGGAUUGGAACUCUUCCGGAAUGCUGUUGAAUUCGUGAAGGCCACAAAAAGCGUGAGAUUGACCUUUGUGCCCAAUUCAGAGGCAUCCUCAAAGCCUCCGAGGGAAAAUCUCAACAAUCUCGUUUGGGCAGCUAGUCACUCCUUGCCGCCAACUGAUGCCUUAAACUUGGUUAGUCGACUAAUCAGUGCAUCUGAUUUAGCGAAAACAGAUGUCCCGAAAGCCACUAAGGAUCUUCUCUCAUCCACAACGCUCCAUCUGAAGAUGCUCAGAGUCUACUGUCAGCGAGUUCUGAAGCUCAAGAAAUCAGAAAAUGGCGUGAUUAUGAAUGGAAGAAUCCUGGCUCCACUUGCAACAAAAGAAAUCUUCACUACUGAAGACUUUGGGCUCUUGGAGCGCUUCAGUUAUCUGCAGUACGGAGAAAAAAUCCGGAAGACCCUUAAGGAAUCCUUAAGUGAAGAAACUACCCUUACCAGUGAUAUGAUUGUCAAACUAGUGUCAAUUCUCGUGCCCAGAACUCAUACAAAGAGUCGAUACCCCAUGCCAACUGAGCUUAAAGAUGAUCACACUGUCGUCAAUUUGGAGCCAAAAGUCACCAACGGACCCUUCUUCGAUAUAGUUGGUGUCCUGGACCCUGCCUCCAAGGGUGCACAGAAAUUAGCUCCAAUCCUCAUUCUUCUCCGGAAUGUACUCAAUUGUCAUAUGAAAGUUUAUCUCUGUGCAGUCGAUAAGCACAGUGACAUGCCCGUAAAGAACUUCUACAGAUACGUCGUUGAACCAGAGAUCCAAUUCAGUCCAGAUGGAAAAUCCUCCAAAGGACCCAUUGCUAAAUUCACAGGACUCCCGGUGAAUUCUUUGCUCACCCAAAAUCUUCAAGUUCCAGAGAAUUGGCUAGUUGAAGUCGUUAACUCAGUUUAUGAUCUGGACAACAUUAAGUUGGUGGACAUCAAUGGUCCGGUUCAUAGUGAAUAUGAGCUUGAAUAUCUACUUUUGGAAGGUCACUGCUUUGACUCUAUGUCGGGAGCUCCACCAAGAGGACUUCAGUUCACCCUGGGCACAAAUAGGCAGCCUAUUAUUGUCGAUACGAUCGUAAUGGCGAACUUAGGAUACUUCCAGCUCAAGGCAACUCCUGGAGCUUGGAAUCUACGACUGAGGCAUGGAAAGAGUUCUGACAUCUACGAUGUCACGAGUGCAGAUGGGCCUAAUACCGUCCAUAGUGGAGACAACACCAGAGUCAUUAUUAGUUCACUGAAAUCCCAUGUACUAAAAGUCAAAGUCACCAAGAAACCAGAUAAACAGGAUGCUGAUCUCUUGGGAGAUGAUUCAGAAGCACAAUCUGGAAUAUGGGAUUCUAUUACGAGCUCAUUUGGUGGCGGAACUGAUUCCCAGGACUCUGAAGUCAUCAAUAUCUUCUCUGUGGCUUCGGGACAUCUUUACGAACGUCUUCUUAGAAUAAUGAUGGUCUCCACAAUAAAACAUACAAAGUCUCCAGUGAAGUUUUGGUUCCUGAAGAACUACCUAUCGCCCCAGUUUAUCGACUCCUUGCCCCAUAUGGCAAAAGAAUACAAUGUUCAGUACGAAUUGGUGCAGUACAAAUGGCCUAGAUGGCUCCAUCAGCAGACUGAGAAGCAGAGAAUCAUCUGGGGAUAUAAAAUUCUCUUCCUGGAUGUCCUGUUUCCCCUUGAUGUCAAGAAGAUCAUCUUCGUAGAUGCCGAUGCGAUUGUCCGAGCGGACAUCAAGGAGCUGCAUACGAUGGAUCUCAAUGGUGCUCCAUACGCCUAUACUCCCUUCUGCGAUUCCCGGCGUGAGAUGGAGGGUUUCAGGUUCUGGAAACAAGGCUACUGGCGAAAUCACCUUCAGGGCAGGCGGUACCACAUCUCAGCAUUGUAUGUGGUAGAUCUCAAGCGUUUCCGCAAAAUUGCAGCUGGUGAUCGACUCAGAGGGCAAUACCAGGCUCUAAGUCAGGAUCCCAAUAGUCUUUCAAAUUUGGAUCAGGAUCUUCCCAACAAUAUGAUCCACCAGGUGGCCAUUAAGAGCUUGCCGCAGGAUUGGCUGUGGUGCGAGACGUGGUGCAGCGAUGAAGGGUUAAGAUCAGCCAAAGUUAUUGAUCUCUGCAACAAUCCUCAAACGAAGGAGGCCAAAUUGACGGCAGCUCAGAGGAUUGUGCCUGAGUGGAUUAGCUAUGAUAUGGAGAUCAAGAAUGUGCUCAAUCGGGCCGAUGCUGAGCUCCAUGGAGAGAUUGUGGAAAAGCCACAGACGGAGAAGGAGACUGCAGAGAAGGAUGAACUGUAAGAAGCUUACCAGCAUUCCUGAGUGACUGAAAACACCAUAAUUCCGAUUUCUGCUGUGCUUACCACCAAUUCUGUUGUUGCUGUCCUAUCUUGUGUCCUGAUUGGAGAUCUUUAGAGUCUUUAGAGCAAAUUUUUUGGUACUUUUAGGGAGGAUGAAAUGUGAAUAAACAGGAUUCAGCUGAGAAAUAAAA